Messenger RNA from Ziziphus jujuba (common jujube), 1255 nucleotides. Its product is annotated as methylesterase 17. Gene Ontology annotation, biological process: jasmonic acid metabolic process; salicylic acid metabolic process. Gene Ontology annotation, molecular function: methyl salicylate esterase activity; methyl indole-3-acetate esterase activity; methyl jasmonate esterase activity. NCBI's taxonomy places the organism in Eukaryota, Viridiplantae, Streptophyta, Magnoliopsida, Rosales, Rhamnaceae. The transcript is spliced from 4 exons. The record is from RefSeq and is a predicted model, not a curated record. The coding region runs from base 107 to 922 and encodes 271 amino acids.
AAGAUUGAAGGGCUGGAGGACAUAUAUAUAUAUGUACUUCCAUAUAUACAUAGAUAUAUAUAUAUAUAUAUAUAUAUAGAUAUAGUUGGAAAAAAGUGAAGGAACUAUGAGAGAGGAGGUUAUCAAUAUGAGUGCAGCAGAAUCAGGAGCCUUGAAGCCACACUUUGUGCUGGUACAUGGUAUAAGUGGAGGGAGUUGGUGCUGGUACAAAGUCCGGUGCCUAAUGGAGAAUUCCGGUCACCGGGUAUCGUGUAUCGACCUGAAAGGCGCUGGAGUUGAUCAAUCCGAUUCCCAUACAGUUCUUUCCUUUGAUGAUUACAAUAAACCACUCAUGGACUUCAUGUCUUCUUUGCCUGAAAGUGAACAGGUAAUACUGGUUGGGCAUAGUGCUGGAGGGCUUAGUGUAACUCAGGCAACAAUCAAGUUUGCAAAGAAAAUUCGGUUAGCAGUUUACAUAGCAGCAACAAUGCUGAAACUUGGGUUCUGGACUGAUGAAGAUAUCAAACAAGGGGUUCCUGAUUUAUCGGAGUUUGGUGAUGUGUAUGAGUUAGGAUUUGGACUUGGACACGACAAACCUCCAACAAGUGCCCUAGUUAAGAAAGAGUUCCAACGUAAAAUUUUAUAUCAUAUGAGCCCUCAAGAGGAUUCCACCUUAGCUUCAAUGCUUUUGAGGCCAGGGCCAAUCCUGGCACUACAAAGUGCAAGGUUUACUGAAGAUCAUGAUAUAGAGAAGGUGCCACGUGUCUACAUCAGGACAUUGCAUGAUCGGGUGAUCAAACCUGAUCAGCAACAUGCAAUGAUAAAGAGAUGGAGACCAUCUGAUGUGUAUGAUAUGGAUACUGAUCACAGUCCUUUCUUCUCAAACCCAUUCUUGCUCUCUGGCUUGCUUGUAAAAGCUGCAGCUUCUUUUGGAUGCGUUUAGGUUGAUUAUAUGUAAUUUUUUUGUUGCUUCAUUCAGAAAAUACUUAAAAUAAUUUUUCCACUAAUAAACAAUUUUCAAUUGUUUGUUGGGUUAAAUGUGUGGAAUAAAGCUUGUGAUAAAGGUGCUUGAGUAUUACCUCAGAGAAAACAAUAAGCUCAUAUGAAAUUAGAACUAGUUAAAGGUUAUGUUACAAGACUUUUCCAUCCAAAAUUAACUGUUAUUGGAAGAGAGUUACUUGUAAAGUGGUGUAUUUUUCUAUACCAACUGUGUAAUGUUGUUUUCUUUUUAUUGCUCAUCAUUCAAAAUAUGAGCCUAAGCAAAACUUUUGUGCCA